GGUUUAUCAAGUAGUUCAGGAGUGACACCCAGAGCUAGCGGCUGCAUUGCGGCAGAUCAGCUGGUACCUAAAGCAGAGGAUAGCAGCGGCUCAACGGACCAGGACUCCCCGCAGGUCGACAGCGGCUCAACGGACCAGGACUCCCCGCAGGCCUGCAGCGGCUUUCCACACUCAUAGCUAACAUGUUCGACCUGCUCAGCACCCAGUAUGAUUCCUUUCUGUUCUGGAGGACCCCCAUCCCCGUGGUCGACCUGGCCGAGAUUGAGAUUCUGGUACCGAACAUCACGAAAUCCAACUCCGGAGGUCAGAAUGCAGAGUCCAGAUCCCUCAUGCCUCAGGACGUGUCAGAAGACGAGGAAGAUACCUUGGCUGAGUACAACUCCUUCAAUUUCUGGAGAGCCCCCAUCGCCAGCUUCAGUGGAAUAGACCUGGAACUGCUUUAAGGUCUUAGCCAGUGGGUUGCUUACCUGUUAGUGCUUUAUAAAUGUUCUUGUACCUACACAGCCAAUUACUUCAGCUGCUCCAUCUCGUGUUAUACUGAUUCGUUGGUCAACACAGUUUCGGAUCAAAACCAAGGUAAAUUGUUAAAUGAUACGUCCCCUUUUCCACAUUGCAUUGCAGAUGCGCAAUUACUGAGGUCCCUAAUGGAAGGAUGCUACACAGUAACAAGUUCAGCAGCUGCCCACGUUAUCCCGUUUUCCGCAAUUACCAAAUCCCCUUCAAAUGUUUAACCAUUUCGUUUUUGAAAGUCAGUACUGAAUCUGCUCCCAAUGUCCAGUUUUUCGCUUGAAUACCUGCCUAGCCUUGCCUCUGCUAUUAACGAUCGUAGAGGGCGGAUAGCCGCAUCCCUCGGUUGAUUGGCAGCUGAACUCAACCUUUGGAUCCCAGUUUACUGGGCCCAGAUCCAUGUCUCUAUUCUCCCGUUCCUCAACAACAGCUGUGUAAGUGCUUUAUUGAACUGCUUGGCUCCGAUUUUAAGGAUUUCCUUUUUAUUUUGUAAUUUCGUUUUAUAUUUUGUCUCUCGUCUGCUCUUUGUCCGACAAUGUGAGACGAGAGACUGCAGAUGCUGAAAUCUGAAAGCAAACAGCUGGAGGAAGGCAGCGGGUCAGGCAGCUUCAGUGGAGGAAAAUGAAGAGUGGACAUUUCAGUUCGGCAUCCCUCAUCCACUUGCCUUCACAGUUGCUAUCCGACCCGCUGAAUUCCCCCAGCGUUUUUUUUUUCUCUCUGUUCUGUUCUUUAUUCACGCAGAGCAAACUUUUAAUUGAGAUGGGGCGGACAGGUGCGCGGGAGUAAAGGAGGUGUUGAGUGGCCGUGAUUGCCCACGAGAACCGCUAGAAAGCCUCCCCAGGGCCGCUUGUGGACUGACUGACGGUAGCGUCGAGCAACCACCUGCCGCACCCUGUCGCAGUGGCCAUGGGGGACCCGACUACAGUGAUGCGGAAUGUGUAAAACAAAGGAGAUUUCCGCGAUUGCAGACCCCGUUGUCCUGCCAACCAGCCUGAUUGACAUUCUCUCCUGAUGUGGCUUAAUUAUUUGCAUUGUCUUUGUCUGCCGUUGAUUUUUGACAGGCAUCUGCUGUCGCGCCAUCGCUGCUGAGGCUGGGGGCUGUUCUCUAGUCUGGUUUGCAGAUCUGGGGACCUGCCACAUGGAGAAACGUGGGAGGGGGGCUGAAUUCUUUAUCUUGUACCUCCUUGGGCAAGACAGAAAUGUUAAAGAGUGCAUCAUCCGUUCGCAAUAAUAAACCGUCGCAGUUGUCGCCCGUGGCCUACCUCGCUCAGCUUUGUUCACUGAUCCACCCAGAACCAAAGAUGAAAUGUGAAUUUGAAAACCGUUAAACAAGGUGCCGUGCCUCUUACCAAUGUAUCGAUUAGCAAAUGCGCGUUGAGGUCGAUGCGUUCUUUAAAAUGUGUGAUUCAAAUGAAUUAUUUAUUUAACUUAUUUAUAUUUAUUUGUAAAUAUCUAAAGCGUAUGUGAACGAUUUACCUACCCACGAGGCCUCGGCAAGUCCGGGGGUGAGAUGAGCAGAGGGGGUAACCUCGGUGAGGGGCACCCCUUCCUUGUCUUUCGUGGGUCUCGAGUGGGUGAAGAGCCAGAGAGGCAGGAACCCCGGAGUUUCUGUGGCAUCAAUUAAUUUCAUUGAAGGUGAGGGAGCUUUCCUGGUUCUUUGAACAGCAAGGAUUCCCCCCUCAGUAUUAGGGUGAGACUAAGAGAUAUCAGCCGCCGCUGUGUGCCGAUGAAACUUAGAGUAGCAAAUGGCUACACCCCACUUCUUGUCCCUGUUGUGUCCGAGCCCUGAGGGUGAGAACCCAAGCCGAUACUGACUUCAACAAGCAACAAACUCUCAGCGGGUCGAACAUCUGUGAGAGGAACUGAUCUGUCUGUCAACAGUUCCAGCCGAUAUUUUGGAUCAGGAUUAUUUGUUUGCUCCCAGACUUUUUCCAGUAGAUUGUGUGUUGCUCCAGACUCCAGCACCGGCAGUCUCUCAGAUGCUGACUUUUCCUGUCAGUGAUGAGGUGAUACCUGUUGCCCCACUAGGUCCCUCUUCAGUUGGACGUGUAAUCUGGGUCAGUGAGGUGGAGAAGUCGGUGGGUGAAGAUUGGCUUAUCCUUUUGGGUUUGGAGAGAAUAAGUAUGUAAAGGCCUAUGGUUGGUCAGAGGUUGGAACUUUCCACUACAUAAUUUUGGAGCUCAUUGCCCUUUUUAUUUAAGAAAGUAAAAAUUGAAAAAUACAAUGCAGAUGCUGAAAAUUUAACAAAUUUAAUGAUGCUAAUUCUCAGUGGGUCAGGUCACAGCUGUGGAACAUUAACUGUUUCUCUCUCACAGAUGCAGUCUGACCAGCUGAGUGCUUUCAGUAUUUCCUGGAUUUUAGAUUCAAGGCAUAUUGAUAAAUAUUUGAUCAAGGAACCAAUGGAUACAGCACCUUAUAAAAAUAUUCAGCCCCCAAUCCUUGGUUCACAUAAAUAAGUAUUACAACCAGUGAUUUUUCUUUUAUUUGUCAAUCACAUGCCCUUUUUCUCCCCCACAGUAGACCCCCCCAAAAAAGGGAAAAUCAUAAAGCAUGAGAAUCUCAAACUGAAAUGUCAGCAGAUCCCCCUUUGCUCAUAUUUACAAACAUACUUGAACCACCUCUCACAGCUAUUACAACCUGUAGUCCUUAGAUGUCUAUUGGUUUUACACAUGAUAGAACAAGAUUUGCCCAUUCCUCCUUGCAAAAUUGCUCAAAGUGUGCCAGGUUAGUUAGGGAGCAGCAGUGGACAGCAAUCUUGAGGUCUUGCCAUAGAUGCCUGAUUGGGUUAAGGUCAGGACUCUGCUUGGGCCACUCAAGGAUGUUAAUUUUCUUCAUUCGAAUUUGCUCCAUGGUUGCUCUAGCAGUCUGGGCUGCUGUCCUGCUAAAAGAUUACUUUUGUCACCCGUUCAAGCUUUCUGGCAGAAUCUCUGCAUUUAGCAGCAUUCAUCUUCCCAUCAAUCCUGAAAAGUUCCACUGUAAUUUCAUCUGACCACAAGACUUUCUUCCACAUCUUUUAUAAAUGAUGCUUUGCAAAACUUUUACAGGCAAUAUGUUUUUUAGGCAGGGCUUUUUCCUUGCCACUCUUCCAUAGAUACACUUUUUGUGCAAGGCCUUAGAGAUUUGUGGAGCCAUGAACUUCAUCUCCAGUUGCAGCCAUUGAUUUAUGCAGUGCGCUCUAUGGUGUCACAGUAGCUUUUCUUACAAGUGCUACUCUCCUCUGGAAACUUAGAGGUGGCCUGACCUAGGCAGUGUGGCUGUGGUUUCAUAUUUUUCCACUUUGCAAGAUGAAUGUUCAGCGCCUUUGAGAUGGUCUUGUACUCUUCCCCAGAUUUGUGCUGUUGAAAGUCUACCAAACCAUUUGCCCUUUCAGAGACAGGGUAUUUAUUCAGGUGAUCUCUUAAUUUUCUACAUCAAAUGGGUUGAGUUGGUAAGGUAAUAUACAGUAUUGCAACUUAGGGAAAUUAAUGUAUUAAUUACAAAGGGGAUGAAAACUUUUUCAGCCUCAAUUUUAGUAAGUUAUUGAUGUUUUUGAUUAGCUCAAAACAAAUUUAAUAUAUUUUAAAUGUGUAAAAUGAGAGUCAGAUUGAAAGGUGGAGAAAGGCCAAGAGGCCAUGUGACCCACUCAUUUCUUUGUGGAUUAGUCCACUCCCUUCUCCCACCAGCCUCCACCCAACCCUGAUUUUUCUGUAAUGACUCAUCCUUUGGUUACAUAAGGUAGGAUAUAUUAUGGUUCCCUCCUUCCUCAUUAACUCCAACCCAUGUACAAUCAGUAUAGAUAUCAGGAAGCUAACCCUGGUACUGCAUUAUAUAUAGGUUCUGCUGCUCCAACACACUUUUAAAAUCAGGGCAGAUGGUCAUGACAGGCAGUAUCCUGUCUCUCCUGGAAAGAACACUAGUUAACUACCAGUUACAAGUACACUUUUAUAAAGGGUGUAGCUGCUUCCAUGGGUGUCUGCCCAAUACUGAAGGGGAAAUCUUGUCGUACGAAGAACCACGUUUGCUCUCCCACUACUAUUAAAAUUAACUAAUGGUGAUGGAUGUUUCACUGCAAGGUGGGCUGUGACUUGUCACUGCGACCUGGCAGUGGAUUCAAGAUGGGACCCAUUUUGGCAUGUGUCCAACGGUAAGAAGCAUACAAACAGGAGGGGAAAACUUGAGACUUUGGGUCUGCUCCAACAUUGAAAUGACCUUCAGUACUUUCCUACCUGCUCCUCAUAUAACUUUUAUCAAAAUUGGUCUUGAAUAGACUCUCAGCAGUCCUCUCUCCAUAGCCAAAUGUCCUCAGCCCAUUGGGGUGUGAGGAGCACUUUUCUUCUCCCAUAUGCUAGUGUCCUUCAAGCACAACUCAAUUUAUUUGAUUUCUGACUGUAACAAUCCCAAGAAAGUAAUUAAAAGAUUGUCAUUGUCUUAUUGCUCUCUGUAGGUGCUUCCUGUAAAUGUCACAGAACAAUAAAUUGAACUUAUGAAACAAAAAAAACAUGGUGCAACUUUGGUGGUAUUUUCUGAUGACAUAGAUAAAGUUAACAUUUGU
Molecule: messenger RNA, 5038 nt
Organism: Mobula hypostoma (lesser devil ray)
Lineage: Eukaryota; Metazoa; Chordata; Chondrichthyes; Myliobatiformes; Myliobatidae
Gene: mllt11
Product: MLLT11 transcription factor 7 cofactor
Exons: 2
Coding region: 183-443 (86 amino acids)
Biological process (GO): positive regulation of release of cytochrome c from mitochondria; apoptotic signaling pathway; positive regulation of DNA-templated transcription
Cellular component (GO): nucleoplasm; cytosol
Source: RefSeq, a predicted model, not a curated record